Papilio machaon (common yellow swallowtail) is the source of this 537-nucleotide messenger RNA. RefSeq lists its product as uncharacterized. The record is from RefSeq and is a predicted model, not a curated record. Lineage: Eukaryota; Metazoa; Arthropoda; Insecta; Lepidoptera; Papilionidae. The transcript is spliced from 2 exons. The coding region runs from base 22 to 537 and encodes 171 amino acids.
UCAUCCUCAUCAGCAAGAAACAUGGCGGAAGGGGACAGCUCUUCUGGGAUCAUAGUUUUCACUCUGUGGUACCUCGCCAUUGCUUUCGGUUACGCCAUGGAUAAUUUCUUCAAACCUAAAGAGAGAUAUGAAAGCGAAACAAAUACAGAAGUUUUAUCUAUGGACGAGAUAAUACCGAAAAACCAAGAUGCGGUCCGUACUCCGUCAUUUUUCACCGCAGUCCCGCCUUUAUUCAACCCACUUAACACAACGGUAUCCGAUACUGUGAAUGAACCAGAACCAGCUCAAGAAAUACCCAGUGAACCUCAGAGUCCCGAAGUGAUGGCGGUUUCAGAAGAUUCCUUCGUGGAAGCAACACCAUUACCUACGGAGGAGCAUGAACCUAUUACAGAGAUAAUUGCCGAAUAUGUUGCUGAGACCAAUGGUAUGGAAGAAACGAUUGGAAAUUUUGAAUCCAAUCAAGAGUUUCUCCACGAGGAAAUACCUGAGGCACAAACUGAGGAGGUUACCGAACACGUCUUUGAUAUUGGAGAUUGA